AUGAGCGCGAGCGGCCCGGCGGCUCCCGGGGACGGCCCGGCGCUGCCGCCGCCGCCGCCCGGGCCGGGCCCGGGGCCCGCACCGCCCACACCUGCCGCUGCCACCGCCCGGGACGCCAUGGACGGGCGCGCCGAGCUGCCCGCCUUCCCCCGGGCCGGACCCCCGCCGCUCGCCGCCAGCGACACAGUGCCCGCGGCGCCCGAAGGGCCCGGGGCGGUUCGCCCUGGCCCGCCGCCGCGCCCCACCUCCUUCUCGGUGCUGGACAUUCUGGACCCCCACAAGUUUAACAGCAGAAGACGCCGCUGUGUGCUUCUGGGCCCGGUGGCGCCCUCCGCAUGCACCCCGUGCGCCUCGGCCCCGUGCGCUCCGGCCCCAUGCGCUCCGGUCCCCGCCGCCCCGGGACGCCCGCCGCGCGCGGAGGAGCUGGAGCGCCGCGCCCUCGCCGCCGCCGGAGGAGCUGGAGCCGCCACCGGAGCUGAGCCGCCGCACGCCGGCGACCCCUGCAAGGCGGACGAGGCCGAGGCCAGCGGCUACAGCAGCGGCGGCGGCGGCCGCAGCCCGAGCGCGGACAGCGGGGACGAGGCGCCCGACGACGACGACGACGACGACGAGGCGCCCGACGCGGGGACUGCGCGCCGCGCGGAGGAGGCGCGGGGAGGCAGCGGCGGCCUCGCGGCCCGCGGGUCGGGCUGCCCGGGCGCGGCCGAGACGGAGGCGCCCCCCGGCGCGGUGGACGAGGCUGCAGCGCCCGGCCCCCGCGGGAACUCGCCCGGAGCCCCUGUCCCGCCUGGGGCCUCCGCGGCAGCGCCGGGGAGCGCGGGCACGACCCCGCAGGGCGCGGCCGCGGCCGCGGCGACGAAGCCAAAGCGGAAGCGCACGGGCUCGGACUCCAAGUCCGGGAAGCCGCGGCGCGCGCGCACCGCCUUCACCUACGAGCAGCUCGUGGCUCUGGAGAACAAGUUCAAGGCGACGCGCUACCUGUCUGUGUGCGAGCGCCUCAACCUGGCGUUGUCGCUAAGCCUCACCGAGACGCAGGUGAAGAUCUGGUUCCAGAACCGCCGCACCAAGUGGAAGAAGCAGAACCCUGGCGCCGACACGAGCGCGCCAACCGGCGGCGGCGGGGCCGCAGGGCCGGGUGCGGGGCCCGGAGCGGGUCUUCCCGGCGGCCUCAGCCCGCUCAGCCCGUCGCCGCCCAUGGGCGCGCCGCUCGCCAUGCAUGGCCCCGCCGGGUACCCGGCGCACGGCCCCGGCGGCCUGGUGUGCGCCGCGCAGCUACCCUUCCUGUCGAGCCCGGCGGUGCUGUCGCCCUUCGUGCUGGGCUCGCAGACCUACGGCGCGCCCGCCUUCUACGCGCCGCACCUCUGA
Molecule: messenger RNA, 1365 nt
Organism: Neogale vison (American mink)
Lineage: Eukaryota; Metazoa; Chordata; Mammalia; Carnivora; Mustelidae
Gene: NKX1-1
Product: NK1 homeobox 1
Exons: 2
Coding region: 1-1365 (454 amino acids)
Biological process (GO): cell differentiation; regulation of transcription by RNA polymerase II
Cellular component (GO): nucleus
Molecular function (GO): RNA polymerase II cis-regulatory region sequence-specific DNA binding; DNA-binding transcription factor activity, RNA polymerase II-specific
Source: RefSeq, a predicted model, not a curated record